This is a messenger RNA of Thunnus maccoyii (southern bluefin tuna), 2040 nucleotides long. RefSeq names its product calcitonin-1-like. The record is from RefSeq and is a predicted model, not a curated record. The transcript has 5 exons. Gene Ontology annotation, molecular function: calcitonin receptor binding; hormone activity. Lineage: Eukaryota; Metazoa; Chordata; Actinopteri; Scombriformes; Scombridae. Gene Ontology annotation, cellular component: extracellular region. Bases 11 to 481 code for a protein of 156 amino acids.
GUGAGUUGAAAUGUUUCAACUUGAGCUUUAUGAAUCUGCCUCAAGUAAAAAGGAGAGUGACUGGAGAGAAAUAACAGGAAUAACCGAGUCUCUGGGGACCAUGGUUAUGUUGAAGAUCUCCGCUUUCCUCGUUGCCUACGCCCUGGUCAUUUGCCAGAUGUACUGCUCACAAGCCGCCCCUGCCAGACCGGGUAUGGAGUCCAUGUCAGACCGAGUCACGCUCACGGAUUACGAGGCGCGAAGGUUACUCAACGCCAUCGUCAAGGAGUUUGUGCAGAUGACGGCAGAGGAGCUGGAACAGCAGGCAACUGAAGGAAACAGCGUUACAGCACAGAAGCGAGCCUGCAACACAGCUACCUGUGUGACUCAUCGCCUGGCAGACUUCCUCAGCCGGUCGGGGGGAAUGGGCAACAGCAACUUCGUCCCCACCAACGUUGGCGCCAAGGCCUUCGGCAGGCGGAGGAGAAGCGUCCAGAUGUGAGCACCCCAAAACCUUCAGGGAAAUGGUUGAAACCCGACAAGAAAGCAUCAUAAAAAAAUAACCUGAGAACAAAAAUCAACAAAAGCAAAAUGAGCAGAAAAUAAACACUGAACUGGCCCUUUAUCCACUCUCACAUUCUUAUGGAAAAAAAAGACACCACAGGACUUCUCGUCCCCAUUUCCAUCCUGUUAGUGAACCUUUUGCUUUUGGCAAAUAAGAGAAAAAAAAAAGAGAGAAAAAAAAGCACUUUAGUUUAUGUACAUGAACAAAUCCUGAAGAAACAAAAACAUCCUAAUGGUUCCUCUUUUUUAUACAUAAGUAUCAAUGGAAAAUAAAAUGAAAGCAGCAAUGGUUAUCACCUGAUUUUUUUUUCCUCCUUUCACCUUGUUAGAGCACAUUUCUUCCAUGAGACCCCAUUUGAGAUCCAUACAUUUUCCAUAAUUCCCCUUCCUCCCAAGGGUACCCUGUUUUUCUGUGUGCCAGAGGGACGCCAUUAAAGAUCAGCCUACCCAAGGCCCCCCCACAACGGCUGUUGUCUUGUGCCUUGAUGUAGAACAAUUUACAUGAACAUGAUUGUACAGUUCUGUUUCGAGACGAUAAAGAAGACACGAGCGAGGAUGAAGAGAAUGACGACAGAUUAAUAUUGUAAACAAUAUUGUGAAAACAAAUUUCAGCAAGAUUAAAAUGUAUUUUAGAUACACUCGGGUUUGGGGUACUUGUGUUGUUCUUCAAAGGUUUUUAAGCAUUUAGGUGUAGAAAAAGGUUGAACGACAGGUCGAUUAUAUUAUGAGAAGCAUAUAUUUGUAUAUUAAUGGCUGGAAUAUUUAUAAACAUUGUCUAUAACUUAUUAAUGAGAAAUCAUAUGGUAUAAGUAGAAUUUCACAAGAAUAGAGUGAUUUGUAAUUCAUUGGUAUGAAAUUUCUCAUUGUAGCACACAUCUUUAAUUUGGUAAAAUAUUGAAAAACCAAAACAAAUCCACAGUCAUACAAUCUACUGUUGCACAGUUUUGGUCACUUUGUACGCAGCGAUGGUCUGCUCAGUUUCAUUAGGAGUAUUUCUGGCUGACACCACAGCAGCAUGGAUAUGUUGAAAUACAUGAUGAUACAAGAAAAUAACUGCAUGGGUAAUUGCUUAAUAAAAGGCAGUCAAAACUGCAGUCAGACUUGUCCUUCUUUAGCUUCAGCGGAAGUAAAUGCACACCACUCAUUUCAAUCAGAAUCAGUAUAUACUUUCAUUUACAUAAAUCAAAACAAAACAUCAGAAGCUAAAUAUUCAUUUUCCAACAUCAUACAAUGAUCAUCAAUGCAGAGACAUCACAAAAUGUCUGAGUUUGACAGGACACAACAUGUUGCUAUCUCUGAUUUCAGAUGCAGCUUACAGCAGCAAGCAGCUUUCACUUACAGUUCAAGGCAAUAUUUACAGUAAUCAAGCUGUCUUUACAUACUGUACUUAAGCCGGCAGACAAACUGAUUUGCUUUUAAUUGUCAAAUAUUCAAUCACAUGCUGGGUGACUGAACAUUUUGGGGUUUUCUUGUUUUUACAGCAGCACUCCAAUAGGU